Ipomoea nil (Japanese morning glory) is the source of this 911-nucleotide messenger RNA. RefSeq names its product zinc finger BED domain-containing protein RICESLEEPER 2-like. Gene Ontology annotation, molecular function: protein dimerization activity; DNA binding. The record is from RefSeq and is a predicted model, not a curated record. The coding region runs from base 114 to 911 and encodes 265 amino acids. NCBI's taxonomy places the organism in Eukaryota, Viridiplantae, Streptophyta, Magnoliopsida, Solanales, Convolvulaceae. The transcript is spliced from 2 exons.
UGAACCGGUCGGAAUCAAGGCGUAUACAAUUUGCUAACUGUGUGCAACAAUUGCAAUUGAAAGAUAGGAAAUUGAUUCGUGAUUGUAAAACUAGAUGGAACUCAACUUUUGAGAUGUUAAGUUGUGCACUCAAGUUCAAAGAAGCUUUCAAGAUGCUAAAAGAUCGUGAUCCUUUCUAUGAGAGUUGUCCAUUGGAAGAUGAUUGGGACAAGGUUGUCAAAGUUUGCUCAAUUUUAGAGACUUUCUGGACAGCUACUCACAUUAUUUCAGGUUCUGAGUAUCCUACUUCAAAUUUGUUUCUUCAAGAAGUUCAAAAAAUCAAAUCAACAUUGGAUAGUCAUGUAGAUGAUGAAGAUGACUUUAUUAAGGAUUUGGUUAAAAGAAUGAAGAAAAAGUUUGAUAAAUAUUGGGGUGAGUGCAAUUUGUUGAUGGCUAUAGGUGCUGUUUUUGAUCCAACAAAGAAAAUGCUUGCAGUUGAAUUCUGUUUCCCUAGACUUUAUUCUGAUAAGGAAGCUAAGGAGAAUAUAGCAAAAGUGAAGGAGAUCAUCAAUACUCUUUAUGAAGAGUAUGUUGCUGAAUCAAUGAACAAAGAUAAUCCUGAAAAUCUAAGUUCUUCUAACACUUUUAGAAGCCAAGUCAGCCGCCAAAAGUCUACAUAUGCUUGGGAAGAUUUUGAGGGAUUUUGUGCCCAAGUUGAAACUUCAGGGCCUAAAAACUCUGAGUUAGUAGACUAUCUAGAAAAAGCGCGUCUUAAGACUACUGAGGUUCCAAGCAACUUUUGUUCUUUAGAUUGGUGGAAGAUGCAUAGACUGCAGUAUCCAAUAUUGUCUCGAAUGGCAGCAGAUAUUUUAGCUAUACCUGUUAGCAGUGUGGCUUCAGAAGCAACAUUUAGUGCGGACAAGGGUAAUUGA